CCCCCCCCACCCCUCCACUUCUCCCCACUUUCCUCUCCUCCACAUUCGUCUCUCUCCCACGCUCGUUCCGCAGCCCUUUGACUACCCCUGACCGGUCGCUGACUACCGAUACCAACCCCCGGAGUCGCCGCAUUCCUCUCCCCCCGCCCCCUCGUCAGCGUGGUACAAAGGACAACCAAAGGGAUAAUCAUUGAUUUUUUAUAAAAAGAAGAGACAAAGAUCAUGUCUUUGUCGCCUCCGGCCUUCUCCUUCCGCCCCAAGGCGUCCCCUAGCAAUGACAGCCUGAGCAGCGCCGCGUCCAGUCAGUCCCCCCCGAAAAAACCCACCAUGUCGCGAAAAGCCUCGUCACCCAUGGCCCCUCCUUUCAUGGUGUCGGCCCCCGGAAAGGCCAUCGUCUAUGGGGAACAUGCCGUCGUCCACGGCAAGGCCGCAAUGGCCGCCGCCAUCUCCAUGCGAUCCUACCUCCUCGUCACCACCCUCUCCAAAUCGCAGCGCACCAUCACCCUGAACUUCCGCGACACUGGCCUGAUCCACACCUGGGACAUCGACGCUCUCCCCUGGGAUCUCUUCAAUCGCCCCGAUAAGAAGAAAUACUACUACGAUCUGGUCACCACCCUCGAUCCCGAGCUCCUCGACGCCGUCCAGCCCCAUGUCGAACCCGUUUCCCCCGAUGCCCCCGAAGACGCCCGCAAGAUCCACCGGCACUCCGCCGCCGCCUUCCUCUACCUCUUCCUCUCCCUGGGAUCCCCCCAGCACCCCGGCGCCAUCUACACCCUGCGAUCCACCAUCCCCAUCGGCGCCGGCCUCGGCAGCAGCGGCAGUGUCUGCGUUUGUCUCAGCGCCGCCCUCCUACUCCAGAUCCGCACCCUGGCCGGGCCCCACCCCGACCAGCCCCCGGACGAGGCCGAAACCCAGAUCGAGCGCAUCAAUCGCUGGGCCUUUGUCGGCGAGAUGUGCAUCCACGGCAACCCCAGCGGUGUCGACAACACCGUCUCCGCCGGCGGCAAGGCCGUCAUCUUCCGCCGCGGCGACUAUUCCAAACCCCCGAGUGUCAAACCCCUGCUCAACUUCCCCGAGCUGCCGCUGCUGCUGGUCGACACGCGGCAGUCCCGCUCCACCGCCGUCGAGGUCGCCAAGGUCGGUCGCCUGCGGGGGGAUCACCCCGCCGUCACCGAGUCCAUCCUUGACACCAUCGAUCAGGUCACGCUCUCGGCGCAGACCCUGAUUCAGCAGUCCUCAUCCGCCGGGCCCGAUCGCAGCGUCUCCAGCGACGUGCUUGAACGCCUGGGGACCUUGAUCCGCAUCAACCACGGCUGCCUCGUCUCCCUGGGCGUCUCCCACCCCCGCCUCGAACGAAUUCGGGAGCUGGUCGACUUCGCCGACAUCGGCUGGACCAAGCUGACCGGCGCUGGCGGUGGCGGCUGCGCCAUCACCGUCCUCCGCCCCGACGCCAGCCCGGCAGCCAUCCGCGACCUGAAGCAGAAAUUGGACGCCGAGGGGUUCACCCGCUACGAGACCACCCUGGGAGGCGACGGCAUCGGCGUCCUAUGGCCCGCCGUGCUCCGCAACGGCACCGACGAGGAGGGCGGCGAAGAGAUCGACCAAGAGAAGUUCGAAAACGCUGAGGGAUCCGAGGGCAUCGACCGCCUCGUCGGCGUCGGAGCCCAGGAGAAGCGCGAGGGCUGGAAAUUCUGGAGGCGUGCCGCUGUCUGAUCCCCGUCAUCUACCUUUUUCCUUUUUUCCUUUUCUCCAUCUCAUCAAGGGUCUCUACAUCGCAUUUUAUGCUAUCUUCUUUUAUCUAUUUUUUUUUGCAACGACAUUGUUCACUUCUUGAAGGCCAGCGGACCAUUGGGCACCUUAUAUGCAUUUAAUCGACUCUUUUUGCAUCAUGUUUCUUUUCAUUUUCCUCAUCAUAUUUCUUUAUCAUAUUUCUUUGUAUAAUAUUACCCUUUCUUCUUCUUCUCCUUCUUCUGCCGUCACUAUCUUGAUUGUUCUAUACCUGUUUCUAGAUGAUCUUCAUGUUAAAGAGUCACGUAGAUGGUGAUGUCCGAGUGGAACAAGCUUGGGUUUUCUUCGGAUGAUAUAUGCGAGCAUUGCUGUAUCUACUGUGCAUAGGGGUGAAUAUGUAUUUAU
This is a messenger RNA of Aspergillus campestris IBT 28561, 2133 nucleotides long. RefSeq names its product mevalonate kinase (gene erg12). The transcript has a single exon. The coding region runs from base 223 to 1713 and encodes 496 amino acids. The record is from RefSeq and is a predicted model, not a curated record. Gene Ontology annotation, molecular function: ATP binding; mevalonate kinase activity. Lineage: Eukaryota; Fungi; Ascomycota; Eurotiomycetes; Eurotiales; Aspergillaceae. Gene Ontology annotation, cellular component: cytoplasm. Gene Ontology annotation, biological process: ergosterol biosynthetic process; isoprenoid biosynthetic process.